Camelina sativa (false flax) is the source of this 1298-nucleotide messenger RNA. Its product is annotated as transcription factor MYB35-like. The record is from RefSeq and is a predicted model, not a curated record. NCBI's taxonomy places the organism in Eukaryota, Viridiplantae, Streptophyta, Magnoliopsida, Brassicales, Brassicaceae.
UUUUAGAGUCAGUAGUAGUGUACAUGAGAUGAUAGUUGUCUAAACUACGUCAUGCACUUCGAGACUCUAUAUUUCUAAUGAAGUGUAACAAUCAUGCAAUUACCGUUAAUUAGGAGCCUUCAAGCAUGAGAUCCUCACCUUCUCUCUCUUUCUCUCUCUUUAGCCAUGUCUCAGAGCUUUUGCAUUGCAUCACUCUAUUUCCAUAAAGCCUUUGUUGUUGUACUCUCAGACAUUUCUCAGCUUCUUCUUCUUCUUCAUCUUCUCUCUUGUGUGUGAAUACCCAAAAAAUGGGAAGGCCACCAUGUUGUGACAAAUCCAAUGUCAAGAAAGGUCUCUGGACCGAGGAAGAAGACGCUAAGAUCCUUGCUUAUGUUGCUAUCCAUGGUGUAGGAAACUGGAGUUUGAUCCCCAAGAAAGCAGGCUUGAAUCGAUGUGGGAAGAGCUGUAGACUGAGGUGGACUAAUUACUUAAGACCUGACCUUAAACAUGAUAGCUUCUCUCCUCAAGAAGAAGAGCUUAUCAUUCAGUGUCACAGAGUCAUUGGCAGCAGGUGGUCUUCGAUUGCGCGAAAGCUUCCAGGGAGAACGGAUAACGAUGUGAAGAACCACUGGAACACGAAGCUGAAGAAGAAGCUGAUGAAAAUGGGAAUAGAUCCGGUGACUCAUAAACCAGUGUCUCAGGUCGUUUUAGAAUUCAGAAACAUUAGUGGCCAUGAAAAUGCAUCCUUCAAAGCAGAACCAUCAAACAACUCUAUACUCACACAAUCCAACUCAUCAGCCUGGGAAAUGAUGAGGAACACAACAAUGAGCCAUGAGACUUAUUACAACAACUCUCCUAUGAUCUUUACCAAUCCCACUUCAUCCGAAUUCCAAACUACUCCAUUCCAUUUCUCUAACCACUCGAAUCAUUUGCUCAAUGGAACCACAUCUUCUUGCUCUUCCUCAUCAUCAUCUGCUAGUAUCACUCAGCCAAACCAAGGGGCUACUAACUUCUGCUGGAAUGAUUACCUUCUCUCGGAUCCGGUCUUACCUCAGAACUCUCAGAUACAAGUAGUGGGAUCCUCAGCUACUAGCAACCUCACUUUUGCGCAAAACGAGCUUCAUUUCAACAGCCUAACCGAAUGCAGCUCUCAUAACAACAUCGAUACAAACGCCUCGGGAACAAGUCAUUCCGCGAGUUCAUUUGUUGAUGAAAUAUUGGAUAAAGACCAAGAAAUGCUGUCACAGUUUCCUCAACUCUUGAAUGAUUUCGACUAUUAGAUCCUUCUUCUCGUUCUUUGUUGUUGUUGGUUCUCUUGU